This is a messenger RNA of Trypanosoma rangeli, 315 nucleotides long. RefSeq lists its product as uncharacterized. The record is from RefSeq and is a predicted model, not a curated record. The coding region runs from base 1 to 315 and encodes 104 amino acids. The transcript has a single exon. Lineage: Eukaryota; Euglenozoa; Kinetoplastea; Trypanosomatida; Trypanosomatidae.
AUGUAUUUAUUGUCUUUGUUGUUCCUCUUCUUGCUGAUGUUGCUUGGCUCCCCCUCGGCAUUGACACGACGUCUCUUAGGUGCGUUAGCGAUGAUAAAUCGGCCGCCGGUGCAGCGAUUGCAGACAACAGCGGAUAAAGGUCGCACUGUGCCGUUGCCUCAGUGUGUCUGUGCGAAUUGUUUUUCGCCGCUGAUGCUCCCGCGGCCGGAUGCGACGGGGACACCGUUUCAGUGCCCCCAGUGCCGCAUGGCUGGAGUGGAUAUGAAGGUCCUGUACACGAGGCGUGCCUUCCCCGCUGAGCACAGUACGAACUGA